UUUAACUGUCACACGUGUCGGUGAUAAAAAAUCCCACACACUAUUCAGCGCAACGCGUUAGUGUCUUUAACACUUGUCGUUUUUUCGUAGCAGGCUAUGUCGUUGGGCAACGCAGGUCGAAUUGCUAUCUGUUGGACUGUUCUGACUGUGGGUGGCGUGUACGCUUUUGUGCUGUCAAAACAAUCCGUUGAGAACCGGCGUUACGAGAGCAUGCGAGUACGUGAGCGCAUGAGGAAGGCGAACCAGGGCGAUUACGACUCAAAACAAGCAUCGGACAGGCGAUUCGACUACUAA
Molecule: messenger RNA, 294 nt
Organism: Drosophila ficusphila
Lineage: Eukaryota; Metazoa; Arthropoda; Insecta; Diptera; Drosophilidae
Exons: 2
Coding region: 97-294 (65 amino acids)
Source: RefSeq, a predicted model, not a curated record